AUGGUAUCUCCAGCUGUUCGUGUGGCUCCUUCGGCCGCCAACAGAGCUUCCAAUCUGCUACGCACCAUCCAGUACACUCAUCCUCCUUCCUGUCCCUGCCACUCAAAUCCCAACCACCAUCAUCACCACCGCACUCCUACCCUGGCAAACCAUGUUCGCCGUCAUAUGGCCACCCCGAUCGACCCUUCGCGUGAGAAGGAGUAUGCCUUUGAAAUGGCGGCCUCCAGCAUCCGUUUCGGCCCCGGCGCAACCAAGGAGGUCGGUAUGGAUUUCAAGAAUAUGAAGGUGAACAGGGUGUGCAUCGUUACCGAUCAGAAUGUUGCGAAAUUGGAUGCUAUGAAGCAGGCUGUUGAAGGGUUGAGUCGUGAGGGUAUCGAGUUUACUGUUUUUGAUAAGACGAGGGUUGAGCCUAAGGAUAGCUCUGUCAAGGAGGCUAUUGCUUUCGCUAAGCCGUAUAACCCCGACGCUUUUCUUGCUGUGGGUGGCGGUUCCGUGAUUGACACCGCGAAGCUCAUGAACCUCUACACCGUCUACCCCGAAGCGGAUUUCCUCGACUUCGUCAACGCCCCCCUAGGCAAGGGUCUUCCAGUCGCCAAACAACUGAAGCCACUCGUAGCCGUGCCCACCACCGCAGGCACCGGCUCCGAGACAACCGGAACCGCCAUCUUCGACCUGGUGUCCAAAAAGGCCAAAACAGGCAUCGCUCACCGCAACCUAAAGCCAACCCUGGGCAUCUGCGAUCCCAUCAACACCCGCACCAUGCCGUCCGCCGUCCAUGCCGCCUCGGGCCUGGACGUCCUCUGCCACGCAUUGGAAUCAUACACCGCAAUCCCCUACAACGAGCGCACCCCCCGUCCCACAAACCCCAUCAACCGUCCCGCCUACCAAGGCGCAAACCCCAUCUCAGACAUCUUCUCCCUGCAAGCUCUCCGCAGCACAGUCCAGUAUCUGCCCCGUGCCGUGAAAGACCCCGAUGACUUCGAAGCGCAAUCCCAGAUGCUCCUCGCCGCUACCCUAGCCGGUGUCGGUUUCGGUAACGCCGGUGUCCACCUCUGCCACGGAAUGAGUUACCCCAUCUCCAGCCAGAACCCGGGCUACAAACAUGGCGGCUACGCUGUCCCCCAUCCCAUCAUUCCCCACGGUGUCUCGGUGGCCGUCACUGCCCCUGCCGUCUUCCGCUUCACGGCUGCAUCGAACCCCGAUCGCCAUCUUGCUGCUGCCGAGGCAUUCGGUGUUGAUAUCUCGAACGUGAAGCGCGAGAAUGCCGGUGACGUGCUCGGUGAGGCUAUUGCUGACUUCCUCGUUAAGCUCGGUGACCAGCCACGCGGUCUGAAAGACCUCGGCUUCAAGGCCUCCGACGUCGAGGCCUUGGUCGAGGGUACCAUCCCACAAAAGCGAGUGUUGAUGCUCGCACCUAACCUGAACGAGGAACUCGAGGCUGAGAAGACAGAACUCCGUGGUCUGCUUGAACGGUCUCUAUCAUAUUAG
Molecule: messenger RNA, 1488 nt
Organism: Aspergillus wentii DTO 134E9
Lineage: Eukaryota; Fungi; Ascomycota; Eurotiomycetes; Eurotiales; Aspergillaceae
Product: hydroxyacid-oxoacid transhydrogenase
Exons: 3
Coding region: 1-1488 (495 amino acids)
Cellular component (GO): mitochondrion
Molecular function (GO): alcohol dehydrogenase (NAD+) activity; metal ion binding
Source: RefSeq, a predicted model, not a curated record